Messenger RNA from Panonychus citri (citrus red mite), 803 nucleotides. RefSeq lists its product as uncharacterized. Gene Ontology annotation, molecular function: GTP binding; GTPase activity. The record is from RefSeq and is a predicted model, not a curated record. Bases 210 to 779 code for a protein of 189 amino acids. The transcript is spliced from 3 exons. Lineage: Eukaryota; Metazoa; Arthropoda; Arachnida; Trombidiformes; Tetranychidae.
UGUUCCCUGUGAAAGUUAAUUUCACCCCAGAAAGAUUAUUGGUCAGUAACUGGUGUUGGUCAUUAAUAAAAUUGUCUUCAAAUUGAAAAGUUCACUGGAAAAACUUCAGCCACGUUUUUUUGGAAAAUAUUUCUUAUUUGUUUCAUUCUAAAAUCUUUGUUUUAAUUAAUAAUUAUUGUCAUCUAAUUGUGAUUCUCAACUAGCCAAUAAUGAGCCAAAAUAUCUUUAUAAUUACUUGUGGCCAAAAUGGUACUGGUAAAUCCAGUUUUAUAUUGCAGGAGCAAUUGCAUACUUUUGUCGAUACCACCAGAAUUACGCUCGGUGUCGAUGCGAUUAGAUUAAAAUAUUCAAAAGACAGAAAGCAAUACAAUGUCCAUUUCUGUGACACUUCUGGCCAGGAAAUAUUCAAAUCAGUACCUAAGAAUUUUUACCGAUUAGCUCAUGGAGUCAUUUUAUUUUACGAUAUUACGAAACGAGAGAGUUUAGAGGUUCUCGAAAAAGUUUGGCACGAAGAGGUAAUGAUCCAUUCUAACCGAAAAGAGCUGAUUAAAGUUGUUGUUGGGAAUAAAAGUGACCUGGAAGACAAACGACAAGUAUCAAGAGAGGAAGGACAACGAUUGGCCACCAGACUUUCAGCUUCAUUCUUCGAGACAAGUGCUAAGAGCGGGGAAAAUGUCUCUCGUGCUAUUUACGAUUGUCUCGAAAAAGUAGUGAAAACUGCUGAAUAUCAAGAGGAUAUCGCUCCAAAAAAGCCGAAAGAAACUCGUUCUUGCAAGUAACACAAAAACCAAACCAAAAGAGGA